Gadus chalcogrammus (walleye pollock) is the source of this 4796-nucleotide messenger RNA. It is a transcript of the gene rai14, whose product is annotated as retinoic acid induced 14. The record is from RefSeq and is a predicted model, not a curated record. The coding region runs from base 282 to 3389 and encodes 1035 amino acids. The transcript is spliced from 20 exons. Gene Ontology annotation, molecular function: actin binding. Lineage: Eukaryota; Metazoa; Chordata; Actinopteri; Gadiformes; Gadidae.
GGGUAUCGUGCUCGCGAGUGCAGAGCGGGAGGCAGGAUUCCCGAAUAGCUCAACUUUUAAUUCUUCAGCCCGGUCGGGACGUCAGUGUAGAGGGCGCUCAGUGGUGUUCUCCCACUUCCUCUCUCAGUCCUGUGGGUUAUAGCCCUAACACCAGACCACUACUUCAGCUCGUUGUACCUCAGGCUUACAAAUCUUUUUUUCGCUAAACCAGCGCCUCUUUUUUGGGCUGUUUCUACGACUUCCAACUUUGAAAGCCUCUCCCUGCAUGGACCAGUUGGAACAUGAAGAGCCUCAAAGCCAAGUUUAGGAAAAAUGAUGUCAACGAGUGGAACAAGAAUGACGAGCGUCUCCUGGUGUCCGUGGAGCACGGCGAGGUGGAGAAGGUGGCGUCGCUGCUGGCCAAGAAGGGAGCCAGCCCCGUCAAACUGGACAGCGAGGGCAAGUCUGCUCUCCAUGUAGCGGCGAUGCGAGGACUGACCGACUGUCUAUCAGUGAUCCUGGCCCAUGGAGCAGACCUGUCCAUCACAGAUGCAGCAGGCUUCACUGCUUUACAUCUCGCUGCCAAAAACAACCAUGCCGAGUGUGCCAAGAAGCUGCUCCAGAGCAAAUGUCCAGUCGAGGCGGUGGACAGUUCUGGGAGGACCGCGCUGCACUAUGCAGCUGCCAGUGGGAGCGCUCAGACCGUGCAGCUGCUGUGCGAACACCGGAGUCCUGUCAACCUCAGAGAUGCGGACGGCUUCAGCCCGCUGCUGUUAUCAGCCCAACACGGCCACACCGAGGCCUGCGCCGCUCUGCUAGACUGCAGCGCUGACAUCACUGCGUCGGAUAACAACGGCAGGACGGUGUUGAUGCUAGCCAGCCAGAGCAGCGGGGGGGCGCUGGUGGACCUCCUGCUCAGCAGGGGGGCUGACCCGUGGGCCGUGGACUCCCAGGGCCACGACGUCCAGCACUACGCCCAGCUGGCCCCCAGCCCCGAGACCAGGGCCUGCCUCACCGCCGCCCUGCAGAUACACCAGGGACCAGAAACAAGAUCUCCUAAAAGCCCCCAACAUGAUCAAGUAGCUAAGCUAAGCGAUGAUCGGAUCACAACGCCCAAAAAGCGAAAGGCCCCUCCGCCUCCCGUUAGCUCACGGCAGAACUCUGAGACUUCCGCCCCCUCGUCUCCCUCCUUCACCAUAUCUCCCGGGCCCAGCCAGGGAGACGGCGGCCAGCAGUUCCCCGACAAGGAGGAGGAGGAGGACGCGUCUCUGAAGGAGCAGGUGGAGAAGCUGCAGGAGGAGAGGAGCCUGCUGCUGGAGACCAUCGAGGACCUGAAGAACGUGGUGGAGCACGCCGUUCCCGUGGCGACCGACCCCGGGCGGGGCGAGCAGAAGCGUCCGUCCUUCCCAGCAGCGGAGGCCCUGACCGAAAGCGGCCGCCCGGGGAGCAUGACCUCCAACGCCUCCUUCCACUCCACCCAGGACAUGGACACGGAGACCCCGGACCCGUCGUACGCCCGGCCCCCGGUCCUGGAGGGCCAGGACGCGGGGGUCCCCGAACCGGGGGACGGCGUCGCAGCGAUGGAACAGGGUGAAGGAGGAGGAGGAGGAGGAGGAGGAGGAGGAGGAGGAGGGGGAGGGGCCCAGGAGGAGGAGAUCGGACUGCUGAGGCAGGCCCUGGAGGGCGUUCAGACCAAGCUGCUGGAGACGCGCAAGGAGAACCGCUCGCUGCAGGCCCAGCUGAAGCCGGGCGGGGCGGCGGGGUCGGAGCGCAGCCGGGAGAGGGAGAGGAGCCGGGAGGAGGACCUGCUGGAGAGCCUGGCCGAGCUGCAGGCCAAGCUCACCGAGUCCCAGGAGAGGUUCCACCGCGCCAUGGAGGAGAUGGAGGAGAUGAGAACGCAAGGAGGAGGAGGAGGAGGAGAGAGAGAAGGUGACAUGAUGAUUGACAGACAGGAAGACCAGAGGCGGAGAAUGUCACUGGAACAGGAAGUGCAGCAGCUGAAGUCCCACCUCGCCCAGUCGGUGAGCGAGCAGGAGAGGGCGGGACUGCGGGUCAGACAGCUGGAGGAGGUGCUGAGGACCAACAUGGAGGAGCAGGCCAGCGGGAAAUGGGAAGAGCAGGAAAGGAGGCGCGUGCACAUGGAGGAGUUGUACAAGGAGGCGCGGGAGGAGAUCAGAAUGCUCCAGGAGGCGCUGCGGGGCACGGUGCCCGUGGAGGAGGCCGCCAAGGACUUUGAGCAGAUGAAGGCGGAGAUGAGCCAGGUGAUCGCCGGACUGCAGUGCCGCCUGCUGGAGCUGUCGCACGCCUACAGCGACACCAAGAGCCAGCUCAGCACCGCCCAGAAACAGCUGGAGGACUCCUCCACCACCGCGAGCACCACCUCCCCCACGACCUCCCCUUCAUCUGAACAGCAACAGCAACAACAACAACAACAACAACAGCAACAGCAACUACAACAGCAACAAUUACAGCUAGAGCAGCAGCAGCAGCAGCUGCAGGUGUUAACCAGCAGAGUACAGGAGCUGCAGGCUGCCUUGGAGGAGACGGAGAAGAGGCUGUCUGCGGCCAAUCAGGAGUCGGUGGCACUGACGCAGGAGGCAGAGGUCCUGGCCCAGAGGUCCGUCUCCCUGGACGACCACUCCCGGGUUGUCUCGUCGCUAGGCAGCGCCAUCAAGGAGCUGGAGAGCCAAUCGGAGGGCCUGAGAGAGGAGUUGUCCCAGAAGAAGUUGCAGGUGGAUGCCCUGCAGAACAGGCUGUCCGCAGAGAAGGAGCUCGCCCCCGAGGACUCGGUCCCCCGGCUGCAACACGAGGCCACGCGGCAGGGCCUGGAGGGCGAGGUGGGCCGCCUGACGCAGCUCCUCCAGGGGGCCCUCAGGAAGCAGGACGAGAUGGCCUUGGAGGCUGCCGCCGUCUGGCAGGAGGUGCGGGAGAGCCGGGCAGAGCGGGAGGCGCUGACGGAGGAGGUGGCGUCCCGGGACAAGGAGAACCAGGGGCUGGGCUCCAGGCUGGCGGAGGCCCAGGACGGCGUGGCCCAGCUGAAGCAGCUGGUGGAGAACCACCAGUGCUCCGAGAGGGAGAAGAACAAACGGAUUGAUGACCUGUCACGGGAAGUAGGGAAGUUGAAGGACGCCUUGAACAGCCUAUCACAGCUGUCCUACACCGCUAGUCCCGCCUCCAAGAGGUUGCAGCAAAACCAACAAAACCAACAGAUGGAGAUGUUGCAGCAGCAAAUAAAACAGCUCCAGUACCAGCUAGCGGAGUCCAAGAAGCAGCACAACGAGAUUGUGUCAGUGUACAGGAUGCAUCUCCUUUAUGCAGUUCAGGGCCAGAUGGACGAGGACGUGCAGAAGGCCCUGAAGCAGAUCCUGAUGAUGUGUAAGGUGCCAAACCCGGCCAGGGAGACCUGCUGAACCCCCCCCCGCACCCCAGCCCAUCCCCUCCGCGUUCUCCCCCUAACUACAGCGUGACUUCAAUCAUAUCCUCCUUAUCGUCCAUCACCCCAUCCUAUUCACUUUGACCAUCGUCCUCCAACCACGUCCUGGUCGGUCCCUGCACAUUGCCCUGGCGACGAGGUCCGCCCACCAUCACGCCGACCCCAAGGGUUCACAGGGUGUCUCCAUGCGUUGCUCAGGCCACUCCUGACCCUCCACAACAAAGGCAACACAAAUCCUCUUCAAACGUUACAUGAACAUGGCUUUGCACCGACAUCAGUACUGCAGGAGCUUAGAGGUACACACUGCACCAGCAUAGCACGGCAUGAGACCGGCAUGUUGGGGUUCACUGAGGCAUGAGUGCUCCUCAAGACGUCCUCUCCACGUCUAGCCAACAGCGGGCGGGCAAACGAGACAGCACAGCCAAUGCAAACAUAAAGGAUCGUCUCACUUUACACUAACGUUGUUUUCGUCUUAUGUUUUUUUGUUACUGUGCUUGUCGAGUUCAAAGCCUCCAACCGAAAUGCCAUCUGUUUGAUCCGACAGUGUUACUGGUCAAGGUGUUCAAAGUGGUCAUGUUCAAUUGAUGCGACCUAAAUUAUUGUAACGUCACCGAUCAACAUUGUACCCGAGUUGUAUUUUCUGGCUGCAUUUCUACCGACGAGUUGAGUACAGUGUUUCUACAGAAUAUUUUGGUAUGAGCAUAAGCAAGCAUUUACAUAUGAAUAUAUUGAAACACAAAACGUUGAGGUGUAUUAGCAUGUGUUUUUUCGAUGUUAUGGUUUUUCAACAAAUGAACAAUGAAGAUAUUUCCCUUGUAUUGAUUGUUGUUGUUGUGACAUUUCUAGAAGUUGAGCAACACACUACAAUGUUGCCUUUCCUGUCCUGCCUCACCCCUCCCUUGCCUUAUCCCUCUCAUCAACUAUUCUUGGUAUUAUAAGUUAUCACUUUAGUGUUAGUUCUGCCUGACAUCACCGUGCACCCGUUCUUUUUGCCUUCUCCUUUUCUUUCUCGUGUUGGCCUGACAGUAUUUGGCGAGAUUCAUACUUAUUUACAUUGGGUACAUUUCGGCUGAUCUUCGCUAGUCGUCGUUGGCUUUCAUUGUUCUCGAGAAAGAGGGUUAGUUGUUUUUCCUGUGUCUGCACUAUUUCUCCGCCUUGUUUCUCUGGCUCUCACCGGUCUGAAUAAAUAACGAUGGGAAACGUUUUGAAUUGAACCGCAGUGUUUGAUUUUCUUUGGUCCUGUCGUGCAUCUUUUAUUCUGCCUGUUUGCCGCGUAUCAAUUUAUAUCUGUUGAGGUAGGCCUAUUCUAAGUAGCUUUCUCACUCCUGUCUUGCCACUAUAGAUAUUACCAUUUGGUUAAUUGAAUUAACAGGUCUCUGAAGCA